AUGGGAGACGCAGAAGUGACCGCCAGCAACUGGAGACUCGUCGAGGUCGGCCGUGUCGUGCUCUUCGCCACCGGUCCAUUCGCCGGCAGGACCGCUGCCAUUGUCCAGAUCAUCGACCACAAGCGCGUCCUCGUAGAUGGCCCAUCAUCGGUUGAGGAGCUCGCCGUUCCACGUCACGCUGCUCCUCUCAAGAGCCUGUCCCUCACCAACAUCGUCAUCCCCAAGCUCCCAAGAGCCGCUGGUUCCGCAGCCCUCAAGAAGCAGUGGGAGGCCGCUGACGUCGAUGCYAAGUGGACUGGAAGCUCCUACGCGAAGAAGAUGGAGCAAGCAUCGCGGAGAAAGCAGCUGAACGACUUUGAGCGCUUCAAGGUCAUGCGUUUGAGGAAGCAGGCUCGCUUCGAGGUUCGCAAGGCCAUUGCCUCGGCCAAGGCCAGCGCAUAA
Messenger RNA from Ramularia collo-cygni, 441 nucleotides. RefSeq names its product probable 60S ribosomal protein L14-A. Gene Ontology annotation, cellular component: ribosome; cytosolic large ribosomal subunit. The transcript has 4 exons. Gene Ontology annotation, molecular function: RNA binding; structural constituent of ribosome. The record is from RefSeq and is a predicted model, not a curated record. Bases 1 to 441 code for a protein of 146 amino acids. Gene Ontology annotation, biological process: translation; ribosomal large subunit biogenesis. Lineage: Eukaryota; Fungi; Ascomycota; Dothideomycetes; Mycosphaerellales; Mycosphaerellaceae.